Molecule: messenger RNA, 2206 nt
Organism: Chaetomium strumarium
Lineage: Eukaryota; Fungi; Ascomycota; Sordariomycetes; Sordariales; Chaetomiaceae
Exons: 2
Coding region: 271-2028 (585 amino acids)
Biological process (GO): rRNA methylation
Cellular component (GO): mitochondrion
Molecular function (GO): rRNA (guanine) methyltransferase activity; RNA binding
Source: RefSeq, a predicted model, not a curated record
UUCACGAUGAAAAAGUGACAUUCGGGGCUUAUAGUUCUACAAGCAACAUUGGUGUUGCUACAUCAGAUCAUAGCUUGGAUAAGCCUUCAUUCAGUACUCAGACCGUUUGUUGAGGAACCUCAGAUGCAAAUUGUGAAACAACUCACUGCGAAAUCAGAUAUUGCGCCGAGGAGGCGAGGCAGCAGAGUUGCUGUCAACUCAUCCCUCCGGUCUCAUGCGUAAGGCCCGCGCAGCACCAGGUUCUAGUCCGAAUCAGAAUAGGCUUGCAACAUGGCCUUGGCUUUGGUCCUCAGAACGGCAAGGCCGUUGCCGGUGGCGGCUCCAGCAUUAAAUGCCACUCUCACCGCUCCCACAAGAAGGCACGCCUCGCUCGUAUCCUCCCUCGCGGCCAUUCACAAAGGCUUGGCUCGGUCUGAGAGAGCACGGCCACAGGGUGCCCGGACAGACAAGGAUCGCCCAGAGGAAAGCACAAACAACAAGGCCAGCAAUCAUCCAGAAGGCGCAACGCGCAUGACUUACGCCGAGAGACAGAAGGCAAGAGAAGAACUGUCCAAGCAGAGGCCGGCUUUCAAAAUCCGCAAGGGCAAGAAGGACAUCACCGAGUACCCGGACAAGGCCAAGAAGAAAUCCCGCCAGGCCCGGUUCUACGACCCCAAUUCGCCGUUUGGCAAGAAGAGCUUGGUUUACCAGCUCAAGACGGGCAAGCUUGGGGCGGAGCUCAAGGGGUUAUUGAGCCAGGACGGCGACAAUGCCUCAGAACCCUCCUCGGCCUUUGAACGCACGGGACCACGACCGGACCUGAAGGACAGGCCGCGUCGGGUUGCUGCCUCGGCAUCAAGGCACCGGAACACAACUAACGACAUGGACGUGGUUGCCGAGUUGUCGCGGACGACGGGGGAUUCCAGCUGGUCUUCGCGGUCGGAAGAACAACUAAGCACUGGCCGGGCGAGAAGAGGAAGGGUCAGGAGAGAUUCUCCGAUGGACGCGCACCGGUUACGUGAAACACGGCCCGUGUCCGACAGGGUACCGAAAGCUGCGAAAGUCCGCGAUCCCGUCUCGAUCCCCUACACUACCGCGGCCUCACAGUUCCUCUACGGCAAAUCCGUGGUUGAGGCCGCUCUCCGAUCCUCCCGCCGCAAGCUCUACAAACUGUACAUCUACGGCGGCGCCAACCGCCAAAACCCGCACGAGGACCACCUCAUGCAGAGCCUCGCCAAACGCAAGGACGUUCCGGUCACCGUCCUAGACGAGGGUGGCCUGCGCCUGAUGGACAAGAUGGCCCAGUCCCGACCGCACAACGGCUACGUGCUCGAAGCCUCGCCGCUGCCACAGCCGCCGCUCAAAGCGCUGGGCCCGCUUCCGGACGACUACGCCAGCAACCCGCGCUGCCCCGUCGAGCUCGCCCACCAGUCCGCCGAAGAAGCCGUCAUCAACGGCCACCCGACCUCGGUCCCGUGCCCCUCGGCAACGCACAAGCCGCUGGUGGUGGUGCUGGACCGGAUCAUCGACCCGCAGAACCUCGGCGCCAUCCUCCGCACCGUGUCCUUCCUGGGCGCCACCGCCGUGGCGAUCACGCGGCCCGGCUCGGCGCCGCUCGGCAACGUGGCGGUCAAGGCGUCCGCGGGCGCCAGCGAGACCGCCAACCUCUUCGCCGUCGACUCGCUGCCGCAGUUCCUCAACGACUCGCGCGCCAACGGCUGGGCCGUGUAUGCGGCCGUGGCCCAGGGCCCGAGCCCGACGGGCACGAAGCAGCGGCGGCACGUGAGCCUCAUCGACGUCGCGGAGACGGAUCCGCUCAAGCGGGAGCCGUGCGUGCUGCUGGUGGGGAACGAAGGGCAAGGGCUGGACAGGCUGGUGGUGAAGAAGGCGGAUUACCAGGUGAAUAUUCCGAAUCUGUCCUCGUCGAGCACGGUGGAUAGUUUGAAUGUGAGCGUGGCGACCGGGUUGCUGUGCUCGGCUUUCCUGACCGGGGUGGUGAAGGAGCGGGAGCAGGCGGAGGCUGAGGGAAGGGGGCCGGCGCUGUUUUGAAGCUGGAAGGUGUUCGAUUGUGUAAUAUGUAACUUUGGCAUUGUGGGGGACAUAGGUUGGAAUGGCUAGAAGUUGGAUAGACCGUUGGUUUGCAUGGCUUGUAUCAUAGGAUAGAUACCCUUUUAUAGGACUGUCAGACAUGCAGGGGGUAAACUAUAAACAAUCAACAGUCGCAACC